Messenger RNA from Exophiala xenobiotica, 681 nucleotides. RefSeq lists its product as uncharacterized. NCBI's taxonomy places the organism in Eukaryota, Fungi, Ascomycota, Eurotiomycetes, Chaetothyriales, Herpotrichiellaceae. The transcript has 2 exons. The record is from RefSeq and is a predicted model, not a curated record. The coding region runs from base 1 to 681 and encodes 226 amino acids.
AUGGCGCGACAGCCCUUGAUCGAAAACAUGUCGCCCAAAGACUCAUGGUGUCACGAAGAGGCAGAUGGCAGACUGCUUCUCAAGAAGGCCUAUUCGAGACUCAAACACGGGACCGGAGCCGUGGUGUUGUCAGCGCCGGCUGCGGCUGCCCUUGCGUUGACGGAUCUCUGCUGUGCCAGAGGACUCGGGAUGGUGUACACAGUUAUCCAGUGCAAAGAAAGUCGAUCACUCCCGGAUCUUUUGUACGUGUCGAAAAUGUGGACUGCCGUCCAACAAGAAGAGUGGAGGGCAAUGAAGCCGGUGGUUCGACUUGACCGUAUCGCCAGCAGCCACGGAUGGAUCCGAGAUGACGUCUUGGUGUUACCGUUCUACCUCAGAGAAGCCCGAUACAUGUCACCUGGCAUCACCUUCCUCAACAGCCAGCACCCGUACUUGAUCAGAUUGCCUGAUGAUCGUGGCCCAGCCCCUCCGUCCCACGUCAAAAGCGAGCCGACGCAGUCCCCCCCACCACCGCCACGCAGCGAUAACGGUGGCUCCUUGGAUGUCGAACGCUACCGUGUCGAUGGACUGCGAGGUAUUCUGAACGAGCUGGAAGCGGUGUAUGAGAGUGCGACCGAGACAUUUGUGAUCAAGUUUGAGAUGUUCAAUAUUUGGGUGGGCCAAGUGGCGGAUAGGACAUGA